AUGGCACCAACGCAACAGAGAAGCCUUUUGGCGACCCUCACGGCAGUCUUCGUCUUCCUGAUGCAGGCAGACCCGACCUCUGGUGCUGGCUUUACAUGUGCCGGCACUGGAUGCAUUGCAGCCGUCCUGCUAGUCGGCAUCAAUGCAGUUAUGCAUGUACAUGGCGAAAGCGGCAAGACAGGUGCUAUGACUCCUGCCAAACGAGACGAGGGUUCGAUUGCCUUCAACCAUAUCACCCACGAGGGCGUUGUCCACAGCUUCAUCAAUACUACUGCGUUAACGCAUGACUGGCACUUCGUCCACGCCGUCAACCAACCCGUCAACCUGACGGUCAGAAGGCUGUCUGACGGUCGGAUUCAUGCCCGCACCUAA
This is a messenger RNA of Aspergillus niger, 372 nucleotides long. RefSeq lists its product as uncharacterized. The coding region runs from base 1 to 372 and encodes 123 amino acids. The record is from RefSeq and is a predicted model, not a curated record. NCBI's taxonomy places the organism in Eukaryota, Fungi, Ascomycota, Eurotiomycetes, Eurotiales, Aspergillaceae. The transcript is spliced from 2 exons.